AUGCCGCCGGCAUUAGGAGCCGCUCACAGCGAUGAUCGUUCGAUGGCAUAUUAUCGUUCCGAUAUUUUAAUGAGAACAUAUGAUGAGAUGACACGUCACUUCGCAUAUCCCGAAUGUUUCCGCUUCGGAAUUCGUGUAAUAUAUCGUGCUUGUUGUCGCGGAAUUAUGUGGAGGCAAUCAAUUUGUAACGGCGCUGUGAACGACGGGCGCCAGCAUCGCCGACGGCUAGCGUGGCUGAAAGAAGCUGUGACGACGAAGAGACGCCGGCGUUCCACCAUCGACGAGAGAUUCCGAGGCCUAGCCGCGGCCGGCUUCUGCCCGAAGCAUGAAUGA
Necator americanus (New World hookworm) is the source of this 333-nucleotide messenger RNA. RefSeq lists its product as uncharacterized. The coding region runs from base 1 to 333 and encodes 110 amino acids. The record is from RefSeq and is a predicted model, not a curated record. NCBI's taxonomy places the organism in Eukaryota, Metazoa, Nematoda, Chromadorea, Rhabditida, Ancylostomatidae. The transcript has a single exon.